Rhipicephalus sanguineus (brown dog tick) is the source of this 15729-nucleotide messenger RNA. Its product is annotated as zinc finger protein jing. Gene Ontology annotation, biological process: regulation of transcription by RNA polymerase II. The transcript has 11 exons. Gene Ontology annotation, cellular component: ESC/E(Z) complex. The record is from RefSeq and is a predicted model, not a curated record. The coding region runs from base 54 to 3323 and encodes 1089 amino acids. NCBI's taxonomy places the organism in Eukaryota, Metazoa, Arthropoda, Arachnida, Ixodida, Ixodidae.
AGAAAGAGAGCGACGCUGCGAGGAGAGAGGGUGAGUCUGUGCGUGUUUCCAACAUGGCGGCCAGCGGAUGCUUGGACGGGGAACGGAGCGAAGAGCUGGGACACGGCGGCGUGUGCAAGGCGUCGUUUCUCGACAUGAUUCGACCCGAACGGAUAUACCACCAGCGCGGAGGCGCAGAGUUCGACUACGUCAGGUCCACGGCUGGGCCUGCGUCUAGCGGAGGGCCGGCAGGCCUGACGAAAUGCCUCGUUGAGAGGCUCGGCAGCGGUGCUCCUCAGUCUGUGCUGGUGAACAACAAAGUGGUCGUCGCCGCUGCAUCGUCCCGAGGCCUAGCGUCGAGUACGGUACGUCGGGACGGUUACGACGGUGAUCAGGAGCCGCCGGAGUUUGAGACCGAGCAGCGCCGCAACCAUCGCUACGAUCGGGCUGCGAGCACGGACAGUGUCGCCACGAGCAGCGGCGAGUCAUGUCGGUCAUCGAGCGACUCCGCCUCGUCAGCACCGUGCUCCCCGGAGAGCGUCAUCAGCGACUCCGGCGGCGCCGAAGGCCUACCCGACAGCGUCGCCAGUCUCGUCUCCGGGGAGCUGUUGGACGCCGCUGCGCCGCCGCCGGACUCCGGGUUCAACCUGUCCCGGCUCCUGCUGCCCCAGCAACACCGGCAAGGGGAAACCGCCUCCGAAGCCCGCAAGCGCGACCUCCGACUCGUCGACGAAGUUGUGGCCGCCGCAGCCGCCGCGACUUCGGUCGCGACGUCGCCUCCAGACUCCCGUCCCGUCGCCUCGCCAGCUUCGCCGCGUCCACAGUCGUCUGCUUCGGCCGCCGUCGUGUCUUUGUCGUCUGCUUCGUGUCUUUCAUCAUUGUCAUCUGCUACAACGACUGCCACAUCGUCUGCUGCUGGAGCGGCGUCGUCGUCUGUUUCGAUCUCGACGUCGACCUCUGCCGCGGAGCGUUUUUUAGCGAACGGCGCCGCGUCUACCCCUGCGCCGUCAGUGACGUCGCAGGUUCCGAGCGUGUCGGUGUCGUCUUCCAGUGGCUGCUCGGCGGCGACUACCGCGUCCCACGCGGUCGCGUUGUGUGUGACAUCGUCUGCAGCGCCGUCUGCUACAAUGUGCCGGCAAACGUUGAGCAAGUGUGGUGCUGCUGUGUCCCCGACGUCAUCACCUACGUCACCGUCUCAUCCGGGAGCUUGUGCCAAAAGCAGCCGACGCAAGAGGAGGCUAUCUGGAGACUCGAGGAAGCGGGACAGCCCGCCCGUAUCGAGUGAAGAUGAUGCGGAGGACGAAGACAUCUGUCGCCGGAGAGAGGCCGAAGUUAAAUCGCUGCUGCGGCACUGCAUCGAUCUCGUCACGGACCGGCUGGACCCUCAACACUGUACCAGCAGCGGCAGUACCAGUUCAUUACGGGGGUACCGGAGGGACCACCUGUCUUCCCCGGAACCGCACCACAACCGUCACCACCAUCAACCAGAAAGUAGCAACGAAGAGGCGGCGGUGGCGUCGUCGCCGCAAAACAGCAGAUGUCACCAAGAUUAUCAGGACCAUCAUCACUGUACCAGCCAUCACCAGGAGCGACUAGUGCACGACGUCGACCGCAAGGAGGCCGAGGUCGCAUCCACGAGUUGUGAGCAGCUGAGCUGCCAAGUCCAAGAACAUCUUCACACGGGUCAUACUCACCACCAUCAUCAAAACCGCCACCGUCACCACUCGCAAGAUCACAGCUCCCAUGACCAAAACCAGCACCUAAGAGCACCGUCACCCAGCUUACCGCCUUGUUCACCAGAGUGCAGUAGUAGCAGCAGUAGUAGCAGCAGCAGCAUUCCAGGAGACGAAGACUCUCAGUGUCUACUAGAGACCCAGACUACAGUGGAAGGUGAUGCGACACCGGCGAAUACUCUGUCGACAACGACGGAUUCCACGGUGACGACGACGCCGGCGGUAUCCUUCACGGCGACGACGGUGACGUCGUCUGCGACGGCGGCUUUGAAAUCAACGACGUCGCCUUCUUCGUCGUUGUUACUGGGCUCCGCCACCGCCGCGCCUUCGCCGUGUUCCUCGUCGUCACAGUCGUCGACGGGUACGGCGUCGGUAGCCGCUGAAGACGGUUUGUUCGCGUGUCGCUGGCUGGAGUGUGAGAUGCGACUUCGGAACGAGGAUGCGUUGGGAGACCACGUCCGUGGGGCCCACGUGGAUACCCAGACCAGGGACCAAGGGGUCUACCUCUGUCGGUGGCAGGGAUGCAAGGUGUUCGAGCGGCGCUCGUGUUCUCGGCAAUGGCUGGAGCGUCACGUGACCCUCAGCCACUGCGGUUCUCGUCCGUUUCCCUGCAUUGUUGCCGGCUGCGGGCAGCGGUUCGGCUCCCAGGCCGCGCUGCAGAGGCACGUCAAUGCCCACUUCGAGAGGUCGCUAAACGGCUCCGGUCCGGUGCCGCUUGGCGGCGGCGCUGGAAGCAGCGGCUCCGGGAGCGGCGUUGCAUCAGGCGGAAAUCUCCUCGGAUCUCGAGGCCUGGGCUCCAAGGAGCUCGCGAACGGCGAGUCGCCGCUGAAGCUGCUCAGGCUGCGCAAGAAGCUCAAGUGCCGGCGUCGAGCGUGGGCUACCGCCAGAGUGUGUUCGAGUUCGAGUCGGCGCUCGUGUUCUCGGCAAUGGCUGGAGCGUCACGUGACCCUCAGCCACUGCGGUUCUCGUCCGUUUCCCUGCAUUGUUGCCGGCUGCGGGCAGCGGUUCGGCUCCCAGGCCGCGCUGCAGAGGCACGUCAAUGCCCACUUCGAGAGGUCGCUAAACGGCUCCGGUCCGGUGCCGCUUGGCGGCGGCGCUGGAAGCAGCGGCUCCGGGAGCGGCGUUGCAUCAGGCGGAAAUCUCCUCGGAUCUCGAGGCCUGGGCUCCAAGGAGCUCGCGAACGGCGAGUCGCCGCUGAAGCUGCUCAGGCUGCGCAAGAAGCUCAAGUGCCGGCGUCGAGCGUGGGCUACCGCCAAACAUGCCGACUUCUUUGAUGCCGGCGUGAUGGAGGAGCUCAAGCACCGGCUAGCAGGCGUGAGUGCUCCGCGGUCGCCCGCUGAACCCCACUCCUGGAACGGAUCCACGGUCACCUUCCAUGGAACGGUGGUGGCGAAAAGGAAAGAAAACACUGGAAAAGUGAAAGUGCUACUUCACUGGGUUCCUGAGAACAUCCUGCCGGAUAGCUGGGAGUCUGAGAGCCAGAGCACUGAAAAGGUGGUCGCCCUAUCCUCGCUGUCCGCUGAUGACCUGCACACGCUAAACCUGUGGCCCAAGGAUCUGCCAACGCCGUGUCAGGGCUUGUCAGGAAGCUGCCGACGCAAGCGGAAGUGAUGGUGAUGACAAGGUCACUCAGGGUCGUAAUGCUGCAACACUGCCACACUUUCUUUUGAUUUUCCAACAAUGCCAUUCAUCGUCAACAGCUGCUCCACCGACAAAUGCAGCACACACGCAUGUGGACACAAAGUGCAUCAUCGUUGGGAGCGUAAUUUAUUUUCCGAACUUUCAUACCACGCAUCUCGUCCUGCAUGGCUUGGCAGCCACAUUCCCAUCGCCAAGUGCCCUUCGGAGGCAACGGACUCCCCACUGCCUUCACCGACUGCGCUGGCAAAUCAGUGACUGCAGAUACGGCAUCGGAUGUGGCUGUGUACGUUGCCAGAACUCUCAUCAUCAGGUGCGCAGGGUGGGAUGGGAAGCGGUGCACCCCUCCUUGUGGUGUAAAUGCUACAUACUUAUCUGCCUCAUUUUGACAGUUUAGUCAGUGAAAGACAGCAGUUCUUCUCCAUCUUCGGUGCACAGUAGCCGCGGAUGCAUUUCCACAUCGAAAGGCGGUGCCGUGUAGAUUGCACCACGAUCCAUCGUGUUCAAGCCCAAGCGGGUUCCCUACAAUUCUGGACUGGAAAUGAAACUGCAAGCGGCUCGUUGGCGACUUGACGACUGUCGUCUUUGGUCAACAGAUUGGUCAACAGCUCAUGACACUCACUGCCCAUGCAGAACAGCACUGGUGGACAGUUUGAAGUUAGCCAACACUAUGCAGAUGUUUGUCAUCAAAGCGCUGUGGGGUGGUUUUACUAUUAUUUUCUUAUUUAGUCACUGCUGCUCAUUUCCUUCAUGACCUUAUGCGACAUUUACAUGUAAGAUUGAGUUCAUGUCAAAAAAUUGCCUAUCGAUUGCUGCAGCUGGCUGCUUCUCAACUUAAAAGGGUUGUUUUUCCACUUGGAGUGUAGAACGAGUAUAAGAAAAAUGUCAUAAUGAUACUAAAUUUUCUUAGUUUUCUUUAUUGCACUUACUUUUGUUGAGGCCAUGAUAGGAGGGCUUGAAAGUGUCUGUUGACUACACUGAAACUUCAACGCAAUUUCAUGCGUUUCUUUUCGACAAGCCUCAUUAAAACUUGGGCUUCUUGCCAGUGGCAUGUCGGGCUGAGUGGUGGCAUUGUAUUAAGUAUAUGCGACCCCACAAACUUCAAGAACUUUCUUGGUUCCUAAAAUACAUAGAAUUUUGAUGGCUAAUGUAAAUGUCCCUUGUGCGAACAAUCAUUUGUGUGCAACUUUAACUGUUCCAUUUAGAACUGAUUCAUUCUGUGGUUGUAAUCAAUGUGGAGUACGAUCGAUCCAGGUCAGAGCUAUCGAAUGAAGUAGCUGGGAAGCCAGGCAAACAUUUUUCGAAAUUGUGCCAUAACUUUGGAUAGGUUAACUUUAAAAAAAAUGUUCUUCUAUCAAAAUAUGUAUGAAUUCUAGAGCACAUUAUAUAACCGUUGGGCUUCAGCUUGUCGCCACUCAGCAGACAUGCUGCAGCAGCCAGAUGUUGCCGUGAAUCUGUCAUCUCGUUUAGUCGUGCUGUACAGAUGUAUGGCUAUGAAAAUGCCAACAAAAAAAUUGCACCUUUCUUUUUCACAUGGGGACAAAACCGCACCGGAACAGUGCUUGGAAGAUGAACGAUAACCUACUGCCAUAUUACCGAUUUACAAUUAUGCAAGAAACCCUCAGCGACAUAAUGUGUGCUCUGCAAUUUUGUGUGUAUGCAAUUUAUGCGAGGAUGUUUGCAAAGUAGAGCUGGGAACGAGUUUUGUUUUACUUACACAUAAUGGUCUAUAUUGUGUAUCUGUUGCUUACACGCUUCCAUGAGUGGGCAUUGGAUGCACAUGCAGCAGACAUUUGUGUUCAGCUAUUGCUAACAGGACUUGCUCCUUAUUCCACACAUAGCCUACACUGUUGUGAACACAAAAGAGUCAUUUAGGCUGCCAAGCAAUGGCGCAGGCACUUUGUUCUUUCAGUGAGGGUAAAAACUGAAGCGUGAGUUCUCAGUGUCAUCUUAUUUUAUUGCCGCUCCAAAUUAGUUUUCUGCAAACCUGCGAUGUGUUAAGUUUCAGUUUUUGAACAAGGAAACCUGACAAAUUUACAGCUAAGUGACCAUUUCAAAGUUGUCGUGCACUAACAUACAACAUUUGUUCUAUGUUGAGGUUUGUGCUCAACAAACACUGGUGUGUCCCUGACAUUACAGAUGUUGACCUACAUUUUUAAGAAAAAAAUUGGAUGCACUCUUUGGGGCUUUUGUUGUCUGCAAACAUAAAAAGUCUAUGUGACUUUUUCCUGAUACUUCAUACCGGGCACUUCGAAGUCAAAUGGUGUGUGCAUUGUCAACAUGAAAUAGCAUUCUUGACUGGAAAGGUGCUUAGUUUUCAAAAAAGAAACGCAAGCAGGACAGAUGAUUAAUAUUGCUUGGAGACAAGACGAGCCUCAAAAUCUGUGGACUUCUUUUGUAGUUCUCUCAAAGGAUAGACAUACCGAGAAAGACAUACCAAGAAAAACACAUUUGCAUGUGCCUACUUGCAAUGAAUGUGUCUGUUGAAUGUGUCUACUUGCAUUUGCAAGUAGACACAUUUGCAUGUACACAGAUCUUCAUAUAUGAUCGCGAAUCCGUCUCAUUUCCGUGUUAAUAUUGUGGUAAAUAUACCACUCUGAAUUAAUUCUGCAUCCUUCUGUACAUUUAACACGAAGAACUUAAGUUACGUGAAUGUCUGCAGCCAUGAUUUUAUAGUAGGGCGAAUUUUGAUAACAAACUGCCAAGUGUAGAGGAGAUAAAGAAUUGGCCAAGCAACCUUCUCGGUUUGCUUCUACUUAUAACCAUGUUUUAACACAUUUCUGGUGAGUUGUCAUGAAAUUGUAAUUAGUUGUCAUCCAGAUGUCCUUGUCAACUGCCUACACCAGGUAUUUUAGCGAAUGCUUCUUACAGUAGUGUCAUUUUUCGUUAGCCACAACCACUGAAAGUUAGAGGCAGUAAAGCUGGAGAAAGAAAAGGGUAGUUCAUUAUUACCUUUACUUGCAAAGUAAAAAUAAUAAGACUAAUGGAAAUCAGAUUCCACAAAACAGUAACUUGACAGUUGGUGACCGAACCCGCAUCUUUAGCAUUGCAUGAGCAGUGUAUUGAACAGCCAUUGAUGUCCUUGUGGCAUUGACAUUCGCUGCAGGGGAACGAGUGACCUCGUUCAUAGAGCUCCUUUUAUUUGUACUGUCCUGAUCGUAGAUAUGACUUGUAAAUGAGGCUAAUAAUUUCCGUACAAAAGUUUGAGACAUCUGUCCUAUAAAGUUAAACCAAAAGCAAGCUAAAUGUUACAAACUGGCUCCGCCUACACCCAGCAAUCACACAAGACUACAGUGAAAUGGGUACUGCUGUAAGAAAUUGAAGUGAAUUCAUUUACACUGUGCACCAGCCAAUUACGCUUGCUAAAUUCGUGAGGCACCUGUUUUUCUUUAAUGCAGUUAAUUUUGCCGUGCCGAUCAUUCUAUCACUGGUUUUACGAUGAUGUUUGAACAUCCUGCAAAUUCCUGUAGAUAAUAGUGUGUGUUCAGUAAAAGGUAACACUAGCUAAAAGCAACAAACUUUACCAAUAAGCUUAGCAUCUAUGUUAGCAUCGCAAGAACACUUUAGCUUCAAGCACACUCCAACUGGAACGGCUCUCUUACAGUGGAGGACAGGUGAACCAUAGAUUUGUGCGUGCCGCUAGCACCAAAUUCUUAUGUUGUCUCUGAGUGCAGACGUUUAUUUGAUAUAGGAACAACAAUGCCUGCACAAAUCAAUGCAAUACUUGCCAUUAUCGGCAUUCUGCAUCUAGCAACGUUCUGGUAGUUUGUGUAGACACUGGCAUCGGCCUUAAUAAUUUUAGUAUGAAUGUGUAGACACUAGUGCCAGUCUUAGUAAUUUGAGCACUAAACUUUAUUGUCCAACUUAACAAUCUAGACUUUAUCAACGUUUGCUUUAAGGCCUUCUUUCAGAAUCACUGGAAGCAUUUUCUGAAAUGCCUGGUAUAUGCCCUGGUCACUUAAAGUAGAUGUGCAAAUGAUAGAGACAUUCACCUUGCCUUCUACUGCGGUAGCCUUUUUAAGAGCGUUGUUUUUUUUUUUGUCAAUUCUACGAACACUGCCAGGGAUCACCGCACAUUGACUGAAAUAAGAGCCGGAGUAGCUGAGGUGCGUUGUUGCAAGGAAACUGUAAAAAACCACAGCAAGCGAGACUGAUCUUUUUCCUCGGAACUUAUUUGAGACUUUAGGUCUGACCCAUUUUGUGCAGUACAGAGAUAGCCAGUAUUGGGUCUUGCCAGAUUCUCUGUCGACCUUGAUUGCCACACAUUCAAGCACCACUUCGGUGCUGCAUAGCUGUGGUCACUGAAUCCUUUGACAAAAUUAACUUGCCUUGUGAGAAGGGUGUUAAUUAAAUAUAACUGAAGAAUAAGCUUGCUAUGCUUACCAUAAUGCAUAGUUUUACAAUACGGAGACGUUUCAUGUUUUGUCAUUGCUCUGAGACUGCAAGCUCAGACAUGGGCUUCGGGAGAAAUAAUUUGUUGAGAUUUUUUUGUUGAUGUUAUUAUGUUGUAUGGUUUCGUGAACUUUCGUGCCUGUGCAUGGCCUUCUCGCUUUUGACAGGAGCAUUUCAUCUUUACAGUUUCCUCUGCAACUUUGUGCGAUAAAGCAAAUGGGAUGCAAUUUUUUCUGGCCAGUUUUUCCUUUUUAGUUCGUAUGAAAGAUAUCCAGGUGCAAUGCACUUUUUUCUGGGACCAUGUGCCUUUUGUGUCACUAUCUCUGAAUGGUGGAUGGACUUGAGUCGGUUCUUUUCCACAUCCUUGAUGCACCCGUCACGGCAAGCAAUUUGACCUUGACCACUAGCGCAUUUGCUGCGUGUAACAUCCUUCACGGUCCAAAGAUGACUGGAGAUUCGCAAUAUCAACCUGUGUUCUCUAUAAAAACAAAAAUUUUAACGAAGCCCUUUGAAGCUGCAGCUUUGUAGUUUCUCGACAGCUUGUAUCAAAGUACGCUGCUCCAGAUAGAGAAGAACGAUUGUUUCUCCUUCAUUUAGUUCUUUGGUUUCAUGGUUCUAACCAUCAGAAAAACAUUUAGUUCGUUAAGCUUAUUAUUUAAAAAUUUAUAUGCUAAGCAAAUUUUCAUUGUUCAGUUGGUCACAUUUGUGGUUUGCCGACGGGUUCAAGUGACGUGGUGAACGUGUUAAUAGAUUCACGGAGUUUUUUCUUGUAAGGCACAGUGGAUAGCGUUGAAAAAAUGCAAGUGACUAUGGGUGCGUCGGUGCUGGUAUUUUCCAAAAAUGCCAGCACUGGGAAGUGGUUAGCAUCUGCCAACUUUGUGAUGCCUGUAGCGUAGGUAUCGAAUGGCAUUCAAAAUGGGCCAGACUUUGGUUUCACGAAUAAGAGGAAAGCAUGGGGAGUAACCGGCAUCCCCGACAGUAGCAGUUUUGUUCGCGCCUUCUGCAGACGUCAUGGCGCCUGCCAUAGGCGUCGCAGCUGCUGCCACCUCUAGUUGGGAGCUUGCAACUGGAAGUCGAAAGUGAAAAGGACUUGAAAUGGUGUGCAGUUGUCGCGGUUGUGGGCGGUGGCCGUUGGAUGUUUUGUCACGGUUGGCAGGAGGUUGCAGCGUCGUGUCUUGGGUAGUUUAGUGAGUGACUGCCGUGCCGCGACUUGUCUUAUCACCCUCGAAUGCAAUGCCUGGGCUUCUUCUCGCGCAGCGAUUGUAUAAGUGUACGCAAAGUCAUCCCGUUCAUUCUGUGACGUCACUGUAACCACGUUCGCACCCUAUUGCGCGUGCCAGCCAUCAGCGUAGCCGACACGGACGCAAUAUUAUUUAUUCCACUCGCCGCAUGUAACAUUUCUCCCUACAUCCGGCAUGUUGCGGUACGGCUUAGCACGAAUGUUAACUUGACCUCCGAGUGUUUCCCUGUGUAGUGCACAGUGACGAAGCAGAUUGCUACAGCAUCACAAGCUGGCAUUUUUUGGUCAUUCAGAAGUCUUAGAAGGAGUUACCAGAGAUAGUGGCACGUGACGCAGUGCUAUACAGACAUUUACACUGUAACAUAAUGAAAAGUAUAUAUAAAUAUAUAUAUUAUAUCGACUUUCAUAGCAGAGCUUGUAAUGAGGCCUAAUAUUUCACACGUAUAUUGACGAGCUGCGCCUAUUUACUACAACCCCAAACUUCCCUUGUACUGGAAAUAUUGAUGCCCUUACGGAGACACUAACGAGAUGUAUCACUGCCAUCAACCUGCUUAAAUAUGAAAUGUAGGGAUUUUAAUUUUGCUUAAGGGAUCAUUUUGCCCAAUGCGAUUCACUUGUUUCAAAAACACGCUCCCUGUUUACUAACAGGGAAUCAUACUAAAUGACGGAUGAUUUGCCGCGUCGACCUUCAAAAAACGUCAAAAACAUGCACGUUGCAAACGUGCCUAAUUUGUGCUUUACCAACAGGGAAAAAGUCUGCCCUCAAGAUUGAGCUUUGUCAUUGGAAUCGGAGUAAGUGGGAUUGGGUAACGACAUGAGUGAGAAAAACCCCUGAACGAUGCGCGCCUCGUUGUUGCGAGCUCCGUUGGAACGAAAAGGUUGAUGGAGGUGCGCACCUCGCUAUUGUAUAAAUCCCAGCGACCAGCUUAUAAACUCCCCGUGUACAUGCUCCACCUCCUCGACCAAGUCUCCCGCUCUACCAGCCAACAUGUUCAACACUGCCAUUGUAAAGAGAAUGUAAACAGUGUUUUUAACGAAGCUGUUUAUAAGAGUUAUAUACCACGUGAGAUAAAUAUAUUCGAGGUUUGUUAGCGUAGUGGCUAGCGUCCCUAGCCGCAACCGGAUGCAGCCAAAAAUGCGUGACACUGGCACAGCGCUGCACUCAGCGUACAUCAGAAUGAGGAGGACGCGUUCCGAGUUUGCUGUUUAUCCAAAUGUGGUGUUUUGUCGUAAAGGGUGUUGGUCAGCUGUAACUACCAUCAUCGUACUAUCUUUAUUGCAUGUUUUUCGUACUGUGAAAGUCAUCGAGCUCUAUGGCAUUGUGGGCUUUCUUUUUCUUUUUUAUAAGUGUGUCUCACUUCGUGAAUGGGUUCCUCUUACCUGAUGGUAUUUCUAUCUGUAAUGGGUUGCCUGAAACUUGGCUUUGGUGAUGGUUCAAGCUAGUGUUCAUGCAGGAUUGGUGCACACAGUUGAACGAAGCUUUGUUGCUAUAUUCUUAUUUUUUCUGAAAUUGGGGUGGAAUAACUCGUGUGAUUAUACGCAAAUUCGCUGUUCUCAAUCGUUCUUGUUGCAGUUUUCUAUGUGAGAAUGCCAGUACGACACGAGUGAUGUCUUUGAUGCCGCAGUAUUGGUCUGGUAACCAAAACUACUGUAAAUGCUGGGGGGUUUUAGCGUGCAUGCUGUCGAAACCUUGUCUGUUGUGGUGUUGUCAUCAACGGUCUCGUGACCCGUGAGAUUCCCGGGAUGAGUGACGCAUUUUUGCCUCUUAGUCUGAAAUUAUUCCUGCUAGAUUCCUUAAUGCUGGUGUAGUUAUUUCUGCACAAUUACGAUUCACAUGAUGUUGACGUCGCUGCCUAAGAAUUCUCUGUGGUUGUGGCCUGUUUUUCGUUGAUUCAAAAUUCAAGAUGGCGUUCAUCUUUAGUAUGACGUAAUGAUCAGUGUCUCUUCUUUCUCGGGACUUACGCUCUCGCAGCUGUAUUAUUGGCAUGAGUGUCACUUUUUGAGGGCAUGCUGAUAUACACUGGCAUUAACAGUUUCGUGCAGCCUAAAAUUUAAUUGAACAUGCGGCUCAGUGAAUGACCUUCUGGAUUACAGUCAAGAUGCGUUCUUGUGGCAGCGGUCGUUUCACGCCUUGUUAUUUUUCGUUAAACUAGAUUCGAACCCUGUCGCUAGAAGCUUCACUUUAUAAUAUGCGAUUCUUGUGCGUGCUUAAUUUCUGUGGGUGAUUUCUUACCUCUAUUGUCUGGAUGGUCAUGUUCAAAAUGGUCAAGGUAUGGGUGCUUGAAGAGUCGUGUGGGGCGAAUGUCGGGCGUUGCGUGCACGUACGCUUUUGCAAGAAAGCUUGCUGGUGGAUGCGUUUGGUGAACGUGUGCACUACAUGCUGGUUGCUGUGUUCCAGAUUAAACUCUUUCCUUAGGUGUGCUUAACAGUUCUAAAAAUGUAUUACUUGCCGGCCAUUGGUUUGUAGAUUUGCCUCCAUUGGGCUUGUUUGUAGUGCUAGUCAUAUUGCAGAUAGCGUUGCUGCGAGUGAGACGCAAGCAGGGUCGGCACCUCGACUUGCAAAGCUUGCGUCGAUAUAAGCUGGCAUUUCUGUUUUGGCUCCGUGCUUUUUUUUUCUCAUUGUUGAUUGUUUUGAUGCUCGUGCUGAGGAUUUGCAAACAAGAGAGCUCAAUUUUGAUGCCGUUUACAUCGCGAAAAUGCCAAAUCCGGGUUCCGUUUGAGUUUGGAAUUGUUCGAGUCUUACCCUGUGUUUCAUUCGGGUUGAGGCACCACUGAGUUAGUCAAACAGCAUAUUUUCUUUUUUUCUGUGUUCGGUUACGUUUGCUGCACGGCAGUGAGCCGUCAUGGUGAGGAUACUUGUCAGUUGUAGGGACCAUGCUUGCUUGCUUUGAAGCCAUCUUAAAGCUUGGAACAGUUCAUAAUAAUGUCUUGAAUUACUUUUCAGUGUGUAACCACUUCAUUUAUGUGUUCAUGACAUCCAUUAUUUACUAAUACCAUACAUGCGAGAGCUUACGUACCUCUUCGAUAAUUUUUUAGUUGGCCCAGUGACAAAAAAACAGCGCGGUGAUGUUCUCAAAUUGCCUCUUGCUUUUAUCGAUGGCGGUUCCUCCACUACCCAAUCUGAACCGAAUUUCAAAAUUUUUGAAAUUGUCAGUUAAUUGGAAGAAGUGAAGUAGUUAUGCAUGGCUGAACUGGCAAAAAGGAAAUCUUUUAAAAACUACUGCAUAUCCUUCAUCAUUACUUCCUUGAGUUAUCCACGUCAUGACAAUUUCCCAUCAAAGCGCGCAUUGGUUAUCAUUGUGCUCGAAGUUUUGUUUCUUAUGCUCCCCACAUAAAGUGGAAGGAGUCCAAUGAUCUCGUAAACCAGAGCAGGCGAAGUUUCGAACGAUCGUGGCAGCUGCUCUUGGAUCUCCUCUCAAUGUUAAGUUGCAUGUGAAUGUUGCUUGAUCUGUGUCAAUUUAGUUUGAAUGUUAUGGAGAAAAGCUUGUCUAAGAAAAACUUUCAGAUCCAUGUAUUUCUGAAAGAAAGCGUAAGAAAGUGUGUCUGGGUAGCCUUUCACUGCCAUUUGUUAGGCAUAUGCCAUAAGCGUUUGUUUCGUCUCCUGGUAAUCCGCGUACCAAGUACGGAACGAUUGCAUGACUGAUAGUUUAAACCUGAUACCUUUUUGGAUUGUGUUCUGUGGGCUGCUUUAUGAGCGUCCAAGAGUCUGCUAUGUGUCAGAAUUUAUUUGCUUUUGGUUUUCAUUCAAAUGGCCCGUGUUUUCUUGGGAGUGGGAUGGUUUGUGGGAACAAACAUGUCUCCUUUCUUACUUCAAUAAGUUCAGUAUUAACAUUUUCAGAAGCGUGCGUUCGUGAUUGAACGUGAGCUGCUUCUGCCUGCAAGGAUUGCUUUUGAGGUAAAUCUUGUUUUGACUGGGACCAAGCCUUUUCUUAUUCCAUGAACCUGGCUUGAUCUUCUAAGAGCUGAAGCUUGGAUGAGUUGGUAGGGAUCCAUUUAGAAGGUCUUAACAGCGCAUACGAGAUCAGGAAAUGGACAGGUGAGGCAGUGCUGUUUGUCUCUGCUUGUUUUGUCAUGUUUCCUAAUCUUAUACGAGCUGUUAUUACAUUCUAAAUUGAUCUUCUAGUUUCCCAGAUUUUGUUCAGCCCUGCUCAGUAUAGGAGCCUGAUUAUGUUUUUUUUUUUCAAAUAUCAGGAAAAAAGAGCCUUUGGUUCAGUUUUGUGCAAUGUGGCACGAUGAAAGUCUACUCAUAUCCAGCGUACUGCGAAAUAUCAUGCCUGAAUCAGUGCGUUCUAGCUAUGUGCUUAUGUACAUAAUUUAUGCAAGCACCAUGGCACAAUGUGGAGGAUAAAGAUGGUCAUACACAAUGCAAGGCAUGGUGUUAAGUGAAAUAAGCUUAACUGUGCCACAGACAUUACCUUUUCCAUCUUUCGUUCGAUCCGCAUCAGUUGUGAGUUUUCUUCGAAUGCCACCAUGUCGGUUCUGACACUAAUCCCCACGCUCUCCACAUUGACCAUGGGGCAUGUUAUUUGCUUUUGUUGCAAUCUUAGUGCUUUUCAAGCGUCACCUGCGCUCUUUUUUGCGCAGGUUCCAGUAGCUAUUGUUUUUCUGUGCUGUAGCUGUUGUAGUAUAUAUUCUUUUUUGUCGUUCUUGGUUUGUUCUGAUAGUCCACAAGACUGUGCCAAGUGGUGCAUUUGCAGGUUUCCGUGGCAUAUGCAGCAAAAGAAUAAGGACAUUUUUUUUUGUAUAAAGCACAUAGGCUGUCUGCCUUAAGAAGUUGGGUUUUAAAUGUUUUUUAAGGUCUCAUAAUAGUGUACAGCUCGUUUCUAACAUGGUUGCUAGUUCUGUGUAGUAUCCUUGUUUCAUUUCUCUUUACCAUCUUUUUUUUUCAUUUCUUUCCUCCCAUAUCGUCGAUUCUCGUGAGAAUCAGUUGUUGAUGUGUAAAUUAUUUGCUCGUGUUUGCUAGUUUUGCGAUGACUGUACAUGACUAAUAUUAUUAUUAUUAUUAUUCUAAUUAUUAUAUUGUGUGCACUAUUUGGCACUGAGCCACACCCAGCGGCGGCCAUGUCACUACCUGCAACAUUUUGCACUUUACUGGGCAACGAAAGGCGCUAUCCUGCAGGCAUGUUUGCUGUCUCUAAUUUUGUGGCUUGUUUUGUGAGAACUCUCACAGGCAUGACCUUGUGUACUGUAAAACUGAGUCCUGUUGAGAUUUAAAUGGGUCGACCCUGGAUGUUGUCUCCUGCAACAUCACGACACAGUUUAGGUUGCUACGUUUUUGUCAGGCAGGUUGUACUGAAGUUAUACACGUACGAAGCGAAGCACUCUUUUUUGGCAACACUCGAUAUUAUUUUUGCAGAAACAAUGAUAAAACAAACGAUGCAGGAAAGGAAUGACCGGAACACUAUAUAAAGUUUUACUGCAAACAGAGCAAGAUACAUUCUGACGUAUCAGUAAUCCCAUAACUACAACCUUGUAACAUAUUGAUGAUUACUUUAUAAAAAUAGAUCGUAAGGUAAUUGCAUCGUUCUAAUGCAUUGGUAGGCGCGUUUGUUUGCUUUAAUGUAUUGUUUAAUUAAUUCCAUUAUAAUGUUUUUACCAUGAUGCAUCCAUCCAGUUUUGACCAUGUUGUGGUCGGCAGUGUGCAGCUCGUUAAGUAUACUAUGCAUUUAAGAAAGCUUUCAUCGCAAGACUGUAUAGUCGGUAGCAAUAUGUACGUUUCAAUUCUGAGGUCCUUCUUUAGAUAUAUUUAUUUUUGUAGAGACGCUUUUGGGUAUGGGAGAACGGUUGCAUUCAUUAGCUUAACUACUACCACAAAGCCAUGUCGCGGGCUAUUCCUGUGACUUCAGGACUAGUUUGCUCAAUGAAGUCAUCUGUAGGCCAGCCUUUAGGUUAGAAUUUUCCACAUGUGGAGUAAGAGCCUUGCAAAUAAAGUAACGUGUGAGCAUUCGAUUAAUUGCUCUACCUGCAAGGACCUUUGGCCGUUUGGGCAUUUCUAGCUUGUCUUGAAAGCAUUAUGUGCAAAAAAAAAAAAUUUACAACUCUCACAAGUGCUUAGACGUCAUUACAUUUAGACUUUGCGCUGAGGGCAAGAAUCAUUACCUUGUGAAUAUGCCGUCGCCCACCGAAAAAUGAGGUUGCAGUAAACAGGAGGUGCUUGCGCAGGGCUUCGUUACUAAUAAUCAAUGUGCAGACAUUUUUCUCAUACGGGGUCAUGCCUGUGAGGUUCUCAGCCAUUGACACUUUGUCCUGCAUUGAUGCGUCUUGUGCCAGUGUUCUUUCUGCGACAGGGCACGCUUGUCGCAUCACGAACGGGUGUUAAUGUUGCGUUUUUUUUUUUUUGGUUGCCCUGUGCAGUUGAGGUUUUCACCACUGUUCACAUACUUGAGUUGCUGGCGACUGUAGAUGACCAAGAGUGGUGUCACAUCGUGUUCGUUUUUGUUUGUUAGCUUUUUUACAAAGAAGAUCCGUUUGUAUUCUGUGCUGUAGGGGUGGACUGUAUGUGCGGUUUCCAGAGAAUGGUUUUCCUUUCCUAAUGCACGCAAGUUGUCUUUAUUUGAGCGCGUGUGUGUAUGUGUUUGCGUAUUGCAUCGAAUGGAAUUAGUUGUGUGUGCGCGUGUGUGUGCGGAACGUUUGAAAGCAGCCACAUGAGAGUUUCUGUAUGUACACGUGCGUUCCUCGAUAUUGGAGGUGCGCGCUGGUUUCUAGAUGUCGAAGUUCCAUAUGCCAAUAAACACAUUCACCAAUUUU